AACGCCUCGUCCAUCCUGCACCUCCUCCGCGCGCACCCGUCUCCGCUCACGCCCGCCGAGCUGUCUCCACUCUACAUCACCUCCGCGGACUUCCACGCCGCAUUGAAGCAGGUGCAGCGCUCUGCGAAGCGCGAGGGCUUUACCUCUGUGCCCGACGUUACUUGGGCGGACGUAGGUGCGCUGCAUGCGACGCGCGAGGAGCUGCACAUGGCGUUUGUGCAGCCGAUCAGGAGGCCGGAGCUGUUCAAUGGUGUCCGCGUGGGGCGGGCCGCCCGUCCUUGGUUGUACGGCGUGCUCAUGUGGGGCCCGCCGGGUUGCGGCAAGACACUCCUGGCGAAGGCGGUCGCAAACCUGAGCAGGGCGAACUUCAUCAGCGUGAAGGGGCCGGAGCUGCUGAACAAGUACGUCGGCGAGAGCGAGCGCGCCGUACGCCAGGUCUUCUCGCGCGCACGCGCCUCUGCGCCAUGCGUGAUCUUAUUCGACGAGCUCGACGCGCUGGUGCCGCGGCGGGACGAGGCGCUGUCCGAGUCGUCCGCGCGCGUCGUGAACACGCUCCUCACCGAGCUCGACGGCCUCGACGCGCGCCGCGCGGUGUACGUCAUCGCCGCGACGAACCGCCCCGCCUUGAUCGGCCACGCGAUGUGCCGCCCCGGCCGCCUGGACAAGCUCCUGUACGUCGACCUGCCGAGCGCAGAGGAGCGCACGGAGAUCGGCCGCACGCUCAUGAGACGAGAACCACGAAAACGCCGCAAGCCCAGGGAAGGACAAGAAGGCGUCCUGCAAAGGCCCGAAGGUCGACCGCGGACAGGUCCUGCUCAAGCGCCUCGACGCCAUCAUCGCCCAGGAGCCUACCUUCCUCGUCCCCGACGACUCCAUGCCGUUCCCGCUCGUCACCGCGGACGCCCCGCUCCGAGGGAGGGUGAUGAAGCUGCUCGAAGACAUCAUAGCGCAGGGACCCCCGUCGCUCGGCCCAGCCUCUGA
Messenger RNA from Rhodofomes roseus, 981 nucleotides. Its product is annotated as P-loop containing nucleoside triphosphate hydrolase protein. Gene Ontology annotation, molecular function: RNA binding; ATP hydrolysis activity; preribosome binding. The record is from RefSeq and is a predicted model, not a curated record. NCBI's taxonomy places the organism in Eukaryota, Fungi, Basidiomycota, Agaricomycetes, Polyporales, Fomitopsidaceae. The transcript is spliced from 3 exons. Gene Ontology annotation, cellular component: nucleus. The annotation marks the transcript as partial. Gene Ontology annotation, biological process: ribosome biogenesis.